AUGGGUCGGUUGGAGCAGCGACGACUUCCGAAGGAGCCACGGAGGCCACGGCGCGCCAACAACAGGGGGAAACAGGCGAAUACCCCGCAAAAACUGCGUAAGAAGUUAAAAAGGCAAGAAGAUAUAAGGCGUGUGCGUGAGCUCUCGAAGAGGCUGCGCGAUGACCUCAAAAAAGAGGAGGAGCGGGUCCGGGAGUCGCGCAGGGCAAACAUGGAGCGAAAAAAGGAGAAUGAGAAGAAAAACAUGGUGGUUCAGAAGAUUAAAAACGACAAAGCCAUUCGAAAAUUGAGCCCGAAGCAUCGCAAGAAGGCCAGAAUAUUUAUGUUGCAUGAACUUUGA
Messenger RNA from Trypanosoma cruzi, 339 nucleotides. RefSeq lists its product as uncharacterized. The coding region runs from base 1 to 339 and encodes 112 amino acids. NCBI's taxonomy places the organism in Eukaryota, Euglenozoa, Kinetoplastea, Trypanosomatida, Trypanosomatidae. The transcript has a single exon. The record is from RefSeq and is a predicted model, not a curated record.